AUGAGUAAGCAGCCCUACGACAACAGGGAUCUUCCCACAAACCCCAACUUGCCCGUUUGGGUGCUCACGCCGAAAGAGGAGCAGGUGUGUUUCGAGCGCUGGCGGAAAAAGACGUUUGAGCGCUGUGACGACCUCAUCAAGGCGUACGUGGCAUGCUCCAACAGCUACGAAAGUCCCAUCGAGGCCAUGGCAAAGUGCGAGGGAAUCAACAAGGCCCAGUUGGGCUGCGUGGCAAAGUACCAGACCAUGGAGUAUUUGGACCAGGAGCGCGAUAUCUUGAUUGCAGACAAAAAAAUCAAGCAGAAAAUAUACCGGGAGCGGUUGGCGGCGGCGCGUGCCGAGGCCAGCAAAACCGGCGCGGAUGCCGCUUGA
Molecule: messenger RNA, 372 nt
Organism: Metschnikowia bicuspidata var. bicuspidata NRRL YB-4993
Lineage: Eukaryota; Fungi; Ascomycota; Pichiomycetes; Serinales; Metschnikowiaceae
Exons: 1
Coding region: 1-372 (123 amino acids)
Source: RefSeq, a predicted model, not a curated record